GACCAUGCGACUGCCUCACCUUCUGACUUUUCUAGGGUUAUCUGCCCAGGUUCCCCUUCGAGAUCCUUCUCUCGACACGACUGCCAUCAUGCCAGCCAAACCAGAUUUCUCUUUCAAAGAGGGUGCAGAUAUAUUCUCCCCCAAGGAUCUCAUCGAACUCGCAAGGCCGGGUGCUGGUGCUGCCAACGAUGCAGGCGAUCUCGUACUGGUCCCUGUUUCUAAAUUCUCUUUUGAAGAUAAGAAAAACAACAAAUCGAUCGUGGUUGCCCCAUUGGAAUCUACAGCGCAACCGCUUGAGAUUGUUCUUCCCAACGGCGGGGACGUAUUCUGGCUUGACUCUCGAACUAUCGCUCGCGUCACGGUCGUGGAAACGGAGAAGGACAAAGAUAAGAAACAAGAAAUAUACUCACACACACUCAAGUUCGACACACAGGGCUCUUCCGUGGGUAUCUUGAGUUCGGAACCACCUGCGUUGAUCGGUUCAUUCCCUGUUACCACCGCGGGCAACUUCCGCUACAAUCUUCCAUCAGGCAUUCUGGUAUUUUCCGCCUAUGUAUAUUCCGACGGGGAUCUCUCCACUGUCAAAGCCAAAGAUGAGGCUUACGAGAAUAGGGGGACCACCGCUCUCGUCUACGAUGAUACUUUUGAAAGGCAAUGGGAUACAUGGGUGGGACCUAAACACCAGUCGCUAUUCAGUGUCAGCCUUUCCAAAGGCUCAGAUCAGAAAUGGGUCCUGGGUGACAAAUUCGUGAAUACUCUACCAGCUGGACAUAGUGCUCCUGUUGAGCCGUUCGGUGGAACCGACGAUUUCGACAUUUCAGAGACCCACAUUGUCUACACCACGAAGGACCCUAACCUCCCAGGUGCUUGGCACACAAAGCAAAAUAUAUUCUUGGUGGAUUUCAAUGGAACAAAAGCCGUCGAAUUGACUAGUGGGACAUAUGGUGCUACACAUGCACCUGUAUUUAAUAAACAAGGCGAUAAAGUUGCGUGGUUGCAGCUUGAUAAAGAUGGCUAUGAAUCGGACAGGGCAAAGGUCGUUAUCUACGAUCUCACAAAGAACGUUCGCUAUACUUUGACCCAGAACUGGGAUCGCUCUCCAGAUGUAUUGGCAUUUUCAGAAAGCGGCGACUACCUUUACUUCACCGCGGGUGACCAUGCAAGAAUCAAAGUCUUCACAUUGCCUGUACCCCCUACCCCAAGUGAAUCGACGACGCACCCUUCAUUCCCCUCCAAGUACUCCACUCCCGUGCCCCUCACCGACUCUCGCGCGGCGUCUGGUGUCCAGAUUCUUUCCAACAAUCGCCUCGUAUUUACCUCAUCAUCCCUCACCACCCCUAAUGAUGUCUUCAUCAUUCGUCAACUUGAUCGUGUAGAAGCAGACAUAUCCAGCCAGGCAGCCAAUGUAUACAGAGGACAGCUAGAGCAAGUUACCCGCUUCACGGCAGACUCGCUUCAAGGGAAAAAUCUCAGUGAAGGGGAAGAAUUUUGGUUCAAAGGCGGGGACGACAUCGAUGUCCAAGGGUGGAUCUUGAAACCCAAGGGCUGGAAAGCUGGUGAUGAAAAGAAGUGGCCUAUCCUUCUCCUCAUUCACGGAGGCCCACAAGGAGCUUGGGAAGAUCAAUGGUCUACUCGCUGGAACCCGAAUGUCUUCGCACAGCAAGGUUACUUCACAGUGGCCAUCAAUCCCACUGGAUCCACGACAUUCGGUCAAAACUUUACUGACGCUAUCUCAGAAAACUGGGGAGGCAAACCAUUUGUUGAUUUGCGCAAAGGAUGGCAAUAUGUUUUGGAUAAUUAUCCAGAGGUUGACGCAGACAGGGCUGUGGCUGCAGGUGCUAGUUGGGGUGGAUACGCCAUAAACUGGAUACAGGGAAACCCCCAGUUCGGAUUCAACUUUAAGGCUCUGUUCUGUCACGAUGGAGUCUUCGACACAAAUUACAAUGGGUACUCAACUGACGAGUUGUUCUUCUGCAACCACGAAUGGGGAGGAAAGCCCUGGGAGGAGAAAAGCAGGGCACUGUCACUGAAGUACAGUCCUUCGAACACCGUCACGAAUUGGUCGACCCCUCAACUUAUCGUACAUGGAAGCAAAGACUAUCGCCUCCCCGAGACAGAAGGCAUCGCAGCCUUCCAUGCUUUGCAACAGCUCGGUAUCCCUAGCCGACUUGUAAUCUUCCCGGAUGAGAACCACUGGGUGCUGAACCAUGGUAACAGCCUGAAAUGGCAUUACGAAGUGCUCAGAUGGUUUGAUGAAUAUGUGGGUGUCAAGGAGUAGAUAAGGAAGUAUACGAACCAAUCAAGCUGAAUGAGCAUAUGAUAUGAUAUGCUAACUGCAAAUUAAGAAAGGAAAAUAAUUGCAGGGUGCUGGCUAUAUUUCUGAGACGCGUCAUAAUCAACGCGUUGUAUUGCAAUCAGUUUUGUGCUAUCACGUGGUUUAUUCAUUUAUCUUACCAUGCGGGCGGUAGUCACGGUACCAGAAGUUAUUGGCUUGACCCAAAUUUAUAUCUCU
Serpula lacrymans var. lacrymans S7.9 is the source of this 2512-nucleotide messenger RNA. RefSeq lists its product as uncharacterized. The coding region runs from base 5 to 2278 and encodes 757 amino acids. NCBI's taxonomy places the organism in Eukaryota, Fungi, Basidiomycota, Agaricomycetes, Boletales, Serpulaceae. Gene Ontology annotation, biological process: proteolysis. Gene Ontology annotation, molecular function: serine-type endopeptidase activity. The transcript is spliced from 16 exons. The record is from RefSeq and is a predicted model, not a curated record.